Molecule: messenger RNA, 1195 nt
Organism: Dioscorea cayenensis subsp. rotundata (Guinea yam)
Lineage: Eukaryota; Viridiplantae; Streptophyta; Magnoliopsida; Dioscoreales; Dioscoreaceae
Product: germin-like protein 5-1
Exons: 2
Coding region: 97-762 (221 amino acids)
Biological process (GO): plasmodesmata-mediated intercellular transport; regulation of root development
Cellular component (GO): cell wall; plasmodesma
Molecular function (GO): manganese ion binding
Source: RefSeq, a predicted model, not a curated record
CGUCCAUCCAUCAAACAUAUAUAUAUAUAUAUUUUAAAAUUUUCCUAUUCCGGUGUAAACAAAACUAAAGAAAACAAAACAAGAAGCAGAAGCAGCAUGAAGGACGCUUCUUUCAUCCAAAGCCUCUUUUCCAUCUUCCUACUCUUCUCUGACACCGCCUCUGUGGCCGCUGAUCCUAACUUGCUCCAAGAUCUCUGCGUUGCCGAUCUCAAUAGCACUCUGAGGGUUAAUGGGUUUGCAUGCAAGCCGACAGCAACAGUGAGCGAAGCUGACUUCAGCUACGCAGGACUAGCAACAGCAGGGGACACCAACAGCACCGUGGUUGGGUCCAAGGCAAGCGCAGCCACAGUGGAGAAGAUCCCAGGUCUCAACACGCUCGGAAUCUCAAUGGCCCGGGUGGACUACGCCCCCGGGGGUGUGAACCCACCCCACACUCACUCCCGAGCCACCGGGAUUGCAUUUGUCCUGGAGGGCACCUUGGAAGUAGGCUUCAUCACCACGGCCAACAAGCUCAUCUCCAAAACCAUCUCUGCAGGUGAGGUCUUUGUCUUCCCUCGAGGUCUUGUCCACUUCCAGAGGAACACUGGCACCACACCAGCUGCGGCAUUGGCGGCUUUCAACAGCCAGCUCCCUGGGACCCAGUCUCUGGCACUCACACUCUUCACAGCUUCUCCAGCGGUUCCGGAGGACGUGCUGGAGAAGGCCUUUCAGAUUGGGUCCAAUGAGGUGGACAAGAUCAAGGACCGCCUCCACCCCAAAUAACUAUAUAAGUCACCCCAGCCUCUUAUCUCCCUCUCCCUGCUUUGUUAUAUUGUCGCUUCAAGAUUCAUCCAUCUGCUACUCAAUUUCACUUGAUGCCUGAUACAUGCAUGUUAAUCACAAAUCCACCACCACUCAUUUCAUUUUAUACUUGAUACAUGUAAAAUGUUCAUCACAAGCAAUAUGUCAUAUGUCAGAUACGUCUCAAUUUUCUUACCAACCGCUCUAAAAUCUACCUCAUCCCCAUAAAAGAUUGACUGGACAUAUUACCAUGGCAUAGAUGCAGACAAGCAAAAAUACUCCCAUAUUGAUUAUUACAAAGAAAAAAUUCCAUCAAGCAUGCAAAAUAUGUAGUGACAACGUUCACUAUGAAUCAGAUGAUUCUGCUCUAGUUCACACACAAUGCAAACAGAAAUAUAUUGAAAAUUAUAAUUAA